Messenger RNA from Cebus imitator (Panamanian white-faced capuchin), 1634 nucleotides. RefSeq names its product acyl-CoA thioesterase 9 (gene ACOT9). Gene Ontology annotation, molecular function: fatty acyl-CoA hydrolase activity. Gene Ontology annotation, cellular component: mitochondrion. The transcript is spliced from 15 exons. Bases 192 to 1448 code for a protein of 418 amino acids. The record is from RefSeq and is a predicted model, not a curated record. Gene Ontology annotation, biological process: acyl-CoA metabolic process. NCBI's taxonomy places the organism in Eukaryota, Metazoa, Chordata, Mammalia, Primates, Cebidae.
CUGCGGACCCGCCCCCGCACACAGUGGUCCGUCGCCCCGGCAGUUUCUCAGCCAGGGCGCGGUCGGAGGAGUGGGGCUCGGUUUGGUGCUCGUGCUCGCGCUCGCGCUCGCGCCUGUUUUAUCGCUUGUUUCCCUCCACCGACCAGCGCACGGGACCCGGUUUUCCAUCGCGCGCACAGCAGCCUAACGCAAUGAGGCGGGCAGCACUGCGGCUUUGUGCCUUGGGCAAGGGGCAGCUUACUCCCGGAAGAGGACUGACUCAAGGACCCCAGAACCCCAAGAAACAGGGAAUCUUCCACAUUCAUGAAGCAUGUUCACCUAUACACAUGAAUCAUGUUCGAGAUAAGUUGCGGGAGAUAGUAGGAGCAUCCACAAACUGGAGUUCUCCUGUAUGUGACCAGUUUCCUAUGGCUGCCACCCCUCAUGCAUCAUGGAUGCUCCCCUCACCUCACUUGGGGUCUGGUACCCCAUACCAGGUCCCCCUUCUUAUUUGUUACAUGCACAACAAAAGCCAUUCAGCCAAGAUGUCUCCUUUAUCGAUAGUUACGGCCCUGGUGGAUAAGAUUGAUAUGUGUAAGAAGAACUUGAGCCCAGAACAGGACAUUAAGUUCAGUGGCCAUGUUAGCUGGGUUGGGAAGACAUCCAUGGAAGUGAAGAUGCAUAUGUUCCAGUUAUAUGGUGAUGAAUUUUGUCCUGUUUUGGAUGCAACGUUUGUAAUGGUGGCUCGUGAUUCUGAAAAUAAAGGGCCGGCAUUUGUAAAUCCACUCAUCCCUGAAAACCCAGAGGAAGAGGAGCUGUUUAGACAAGGAGAAUUGAACAAGGGGAGAAGAAUUGCCUUUAGCUCCACAUCGUUGCUAAAAAUGGCCCCCAGCGCUGAGGAGAGGACCACCAUCCACGAGAUGUUUCUCAGCACACUGGAUCCAAAGACUAUAAGUUUUCGAAGUCGAGUUUUGCCCCCUAACGCAGUGUGGAUGGAGAAUUCAAAACUGAAGAGCUUGGAAAUUUGCCACCCUCAGGAGCGGAACAUUUUCAAUCGGAUCUUUGGUGGUUUCCUUAUGAGGAAAGCAUACGAACUUGCAUGGGCCACUGCUUGUAGCUUUGGUGGUUCUCGACCAUUUGUGGUAGCAGUAGAUGACAUCAUGUUUCAGAAACCCGUUGAGGUUGGCUCCUUGCUCUUUCUUUCCUCGCAGGUAUGCUUUACGCAGAGUAAUUACAUUCAAGUCAGAGUACACAGUGAAGUGGCCUCUCUGCGGGACAAAACUCAUACAACCACCAAUGUCUUCCAUUUCACGUUCAUAUCAGAAAAAGAAGUGCCAUUGGUUUUCCCCAAAACAUAUGGAGAGUCCAUGUUGUACUUAGAUGGGCAGCGGCAUUUCAACUCCAUGAGUGUCCCAGUGACCUUGAGCAAGGACUACUUUUUGGAGCCCAAGGAAAGCAACACUUGUUGAAACUGGCACUCUACCCACAGCGACAUGAUAUCUGAUGAAGACCCGAUCAUAUCUAUUGGUUUUAGUGUUGCUUCUCAUCCUCCAUACAGAAGGAGAAUGGAUUCAGCCUUUAGGAUGAUCAGAACAGAAAGAGAGAGUGGCUGGAUGGGGCUGAGGGGAGAAAGAAUUAUUAAACAAUAAACACUU